AACAUUAAAGAAUUUCCCUUUAAAAAAAAUAUAUUCUCCAACAUAAAAGAGAUGAUUGGAUGAAGUCCAGAACCCAGUUCCGUGCAACUAGUUUUCAGAGGCUCGGAUCUCUUGGGGGAAUCGCACACGACGAAUUUUUGCGUUUUUUUCACGACUCCCAAUCUUUGAUUUCAUUUCGUCGUCAAAAGAAUCUCCGGGAUUGCCAUAGGGGAGAAGGGAGAGAUGGCAUUUGAGUACAUGUAAAGAAGAACAGAACAGGAAAAAAAAAUGGGGUCGAAGAGGAAAGCAGCUUCUUCCAAAAAAUCACGUAAAGUUACUAAGAAGAAGGACAAAACAGAAUAUGUGUCGAUCGCGGGUCUUCAGUCUAAGCACGAGCAAGAAAUAGCAGAUUUGACUCUUAUGACACAGCCUUUCAAAACACUGAAGCUUUUUGUUAUGGCAGUACUAGAGUGGCUCAGGCAGUCCCUGGCAUAUCUUUUGUCGCACGCUUUAUGGUUUGGGCUAUUCAGCUGUGUGGCUGUGCUUUCUGGAAUGCUGCUUUUGACCACAGAUUCAGCUAAUGAAAAGAUGGAGGAAGUCCUUGAGUAUGUACAGUUUGGAGUAUGGUGGAUUGCUCUCGGUGUUGCAUCUUCGAUUGGCCUUGGGUCGGGUUUGCACACCUUUGUUCUGUAUCUCGGCCCUCACAUUGCGUUGUUCACUAUAAAAGCAGUGAAAUGUGGUCGAGUUGACAUUAAAAGUGCUCCGUAUGAUACAAUUCAACUGAAAAGAAAGCCUUCAUGGCUUGGAAAGGAUUGUUCCCAGUUUGGCCCCCCGUUGUUUUCUUCCUCUAAUGGCACACAAGUUCCGUUUAGUAGUAUCUUGCCCUAUGUGCAAUUAGAGGCUAUUUUGUGGGGCCUCGGGACUGCCCUCGGAGAGCUUCCCCCCUAUUUUAUUUCAAGAGCAGCAAGCAUUUCAGGAAGUAGUAUAGAUGAUCAGCUGGAUACUUCCUCGACUGAAAAUGAUGGACAUCUAGAAACUAAUCUAAAUCAAAUUAAGCGCUGGUUUCUUUCACAUGCUCAAUAUCUAAACUUCUUCACCAUCUUGAUUCUUGCUUCGGUGCCCAAUCCUCUAUUUGAUUUGGCUGGCAUAAUGUGUGGACAAUUUGGCAUUCCAUUCUGGGAGUUCUUCUUUGCUACGUUGAUUGGAAAGGCUAUCAUUAAAACGCAUAUACAGACAGUCUUUAUAAUUUCGGUGUGCAAUAAUCAGCUCCUCGACUGGAUGGAAAACGAAUUCAUUUGGGUCCUCAGCUUUGUUCCCGGGAUUGAAUCCAUCCUACCCAACGUGAUCGCGAAGGUUCACUCCAUCAAAGACAAGUAUAUGACAACCAAACCGCACGCCCCUUCAAAUACUAAGGUGAACUGGGACUUCUCGUUUGCUUCGAUCUGGAACACGGUGGUAUGGAUCAUGCUUCUGAACUUCUUCGCUAAGAUCAUAAAUGCAACCGCGCAGAACUAUCUCAAGAAACAGCAGGAGCGGGAUUUUGGUGCUGUGAAGGGCAAGUCGUCAAUGCACAGCAGACUCGAAUGAAUCUUACGAAUCGUAGUGUCUUUUGCGUUUUUUCGCUUCAUCUCGUGCUAGGUUACUGAACAAUUACUUACACAAUUAUUCACCAUUGAACCCUGUGAGGGACCACCCAAAAGGCCAAAACUUGUAUAGGAUAGAGUACAGAAGAAAUUACAGGCAGGCUUAUAUGAGGUAUGGAGGGAGUAUCACCAGCAUUCUUUUUGAGUGGCCAAUUCAGUGCCAUUGUUGAAAACCUGCUCAUUAUUAGCAAAUACAUGUGUUAUAUUUGGCUUUGUAAUUGACUUUCCACAGUUUGGAAGUGAAAAUUUCAUUUUUUUCCCC
Ipomoea triloba (trilobed morning glory) is the source of this 1884-nucleotide messenger RNA. Its product is annotated as vacuole membrane protein KMS1-like. The transcript is spliced from 8 exons. The record is from RefSeq and is a predicted model, not a curated record. NCBI's taxonomy places the organism in Eukaryota, Viridiplantae, Streptophyta, Magnoliopsida, Solanales, Convolvulaceae. The coding region runs from base 268 to 1566 and encodes 432 amino acids.